AUGUCGCCUAAUUUAUUACAAACAUUUGUCCAAAACAGAGUGGCCGAGAUACACGAACUAACAGGAGAACUGCCAUGGCGUCAUGUCAGCGGGAAACAUAAUCCAGCUGAUCUAGUGUCACGUGGUAUGGCGUUAGAAGAAUUGGUGAAUUCAAAUCUAUGGUGGACGGGGCCCGAGUUUCUUCACGAUGUAAAUAUUGACACUACAAACAUAUAUCAGCCACUUCCCCUAACAGCUGACGAUUUGCCCGAAACAAAAGGGUGUCCUCAAGCUUUGUUGUAUAACAUUCGUGAAGAGUGGUGGCCAAUAGGAGGUAGGAAUCUUGCGCGUAAACCGGACGAGAUAUUUUCCGAUAAUGGUAGGAACUUUGUGGGUCUCAUGAAUGACUUUGCCAGGUUUUUAUCAAAAUGUAGUUCAGACAUUAUUAAUUACGCUAGUAAAGAACAAAUUAAAUUUCGCUUUAUUGUACCUUAUGCUGCUCAUUUUGGUGGUCUGUGGGAGGCUGGGGUACGAUCAUGCAAACACCACCUCCGUCGAGUCGUGGGAAAUGCGAAUCUCACGUAUGAAGAAUUGAGUACAGUAUUGGCGCAAAUAGAAGCAAUACUCAAUUCACGGCCUUUAUCACCUAUGUCUUCGGAUCCCACGGAUUAUCUUCCUCUCAGCCCGGCUCAUUUCCUGGUCGGUCGCACUUUGACAUCACCGGCAUGUGAAGAUUUCACAUAUGCAAACACGCUGCGGCUUACACGCUACCAAAGAGUUGAACAGAUGCGACAGCAUUAUACGUAA
Molecule: messenger RNA, 786 nt
Organism: Melitaea cinxia (Glanville fritillary)
Lineage: Eukaryota; Metazoa; Arthropoda; Insecta; Lepidoptera; Nymphalidae
Exons: 3
Coding region: 1-786 (261 amino acids)
Biological process (GO): DNA integration
Molecular function (GO): nucleic acid binding
Source: RefSeq, a predicted model, not a curated record